Arctia plantaginis is the source of this 1896-nucleotide messenger RNA. The record is from the annotation of a GenBank genome assembly. Lineage: Eukaryota; Metazoa; Arthropoda; Insecta; Lepidoptera; Erebidae.
AUGGAGGAUAUGAUUGUUCAAGAUGAUGCUGGUGAAGAAGAAGAAUCUGAACAUACCGAAAAAAAAGAAAAAGUUACUGUUAAAACUCCAGCUGAGGUUAACAUGGAUGUGGAUGAAACUGAAAAGAUAGAGAAUAAUAUUGAUGCAGAGGAUAGUAUCAACUUGGAUAUUGGUGAUGAUGAAUUGCUUAAUGAGGAGGCAGACAACAAUACUAAAGUUAUUAAGAAAGAUGAGGCGGUUCGGGAGGACGACGAGCCGGCAGAGCCAGCGAGCGCCAAUUCUGCGCCAGCCGCUCCAGCGACCAACGGUGACGACGUGCCUGCCGACAACGAACAUCAAGUAAACUCCGAAGCCCCCGCCACUAGCAAUGAGGGUGAGAAAGCUGACAAGGAACAAAAAGAUGAGAAAGAAAAGGAAAAUGAUAGUGAAAAGAAGGAUAAAAAAGAUGACAAUAAAGAAGGUGGUGCAAGAAAUCUUUGGGUCAGUGGUUUGUCUGGUGACACUCGUGCUAAAGAUCUGAAGCAACUGUGCAGCAAACAUGGAAAGGUGAUUGGAGCGAAAGUAGUAACUAAUGCUAGAACUCCAGGGUCCCGUUGCUAUGGUUAUGUGACAAUGGCAAGUGCUCAAGAUGCCGAAAAUUGUAUUAAAAAUUUACAUAGAACUGAAUUGCAUGGUCGUAUGAUCUCGGUAGAAAAGGCAAAAUCGGAAUCAGAAUCAUCUUCGCGUCGUCAACCUCUUGCCCGUUCUGAGCGGAGGCCAAGUAAGGAACGCAAAGAGGAACUAAAUGAGAGUGAGGAACCCAAGGAAGGUGCAGAAAAAGUAGCUGAGCCAAAACCUAAAAAAGAUGGAGAAGUAUCGGGUGCGGAAAGCAAUAGAUCUACAUCUCGAACACGUGAGAAGUCGCAUCGUUCUGACAAAGACCGGCCUAGACGUAGCACAAGAAGUCGUGAACGGCGACGAUCGCCCCGGGAAGUCCUGUCGUUUUCUAAAAUCUGGAAGGAGCGCGACGUGGCCCGCGCUCGCGAGCGCUCCCGCGCGGCGCGCGAGGAGGAGCGCCGCCGCCGCGCCGCAGAGGACGCGCUGCGCGAGCGGGAGCGGCGCCAGCGGCAGGAGAAGCAUCGCCUCGCUCUCGAGCGGGAGAAACUGCGUGCCGAGAGGGAGAAAAUAGAACGCGAGAAGAACGAGCUGCUUCGGCUGGAGCGCGAACGUCACAGAUUAGAGAGGGAGAAGUUGGAAUUGGAGAGACUGGAAUUGAAGCGUGCUCAAUUAAGACUGGAAGAGGAGCGUCGCAAGCGCGGCUACGAGAGCAGCACGUACCGCAAGGCGGGCAGCCCGCCGCCCGAGCCCGCCUACGAGCGCGACGCGCGCCACAAGCGGCCGCCGCCGCCGCCCAUGUCAUCUAACCGUGGACAGUUCGAAGCACCGCCGCCCCCACGCUUCGAAAUGACUGCCAGCUAUGACCGCGGCACGGACAAGCGUGACCGGGACCGUGACUACAAGCGUGACUACCCACCACGACAUGUUUCAUCUGGCAAUAUGAAAUACUCUACUAACGGUGGAGCUAAUGAAGAUUCACGGCAGCCAAUGCCACCCGGCACAAGACCAAAGGAGCCUAGUCGAUCGUACGAGUCCCGGGAUACCCGUUCGUAUCGUCCAUCUCCCCCUGGAAAGCCGGAGCCGCGCAGCUGGAACGCAUCCAGCCGCUAUCCAGAUGCUGCGGCGGCAACCAAAGGUGGUAACACCGGUGGAGGUGGUAACGAGACAUGGUCGUCGAGCGGAGAGACGCGCUACGGCUACGAGCAGCGCUACGCGCCGCAGUACCAGCCGCCACCGCCCGGCGCGCCCUACCCGGACCGCUACGCGCCGCCCCCGAGGGACUACCCGCGCAAGUACUAG